CCAACUUUCCUGCUGCCUGAGAGGUGUGGAGGGUCGCGAUGUCCGAGAAAAAGCAGCCGGUAGACUUGGGUCUCCUGGAGGAGGACGACGAGUUCGAGGAGUUCCCUGCGAAGGCGGGACUGUUAGAUGAAGAUGAAGAUGAAGAUGCACAAGUCUGGGAGGGUAAUUGGGAUGAUGACAAUGUAGAGGAUGACUUCUCCAAUCAGCUAGGAGCUGAACUAGAGAAACAUGGUUAUAAGAUGGAGACCUCAUAGUAUCCAGAGGAAGUGUUGAAGCCACGUAAAGUGGAACUAUUUACU
Myotis myotis is the source of this 299-nucleotide messenger RNA. It is a transcript of the gene SEM1, whose product is annotated as SEM1 26S proteasome complex subunit. NCBI's taxonomy places the organism in Eukaryota, Metazoa, Chordata, Mammalia, Chiroptera, Vespertilionidae. The record is from RefSeq and is a predicted model, not a curated record. Gene Ontology annotation, biological process: double-strand break repair via homologous recombination; mRNA export from nucleus; proteasome assembly. Gene Ontology annotation, cellular component: proteasome complex; proteasome regulatory particle, lid subcomplex.